Molecule: messenger RNA, 1229 nt
Organism: Lingula anatina
Lineage: Eukaryota; Metazoa; Brachiopoda; Lingulata; Lingulida; Lingulidae
Product: FMRFamide receptor
Biological process (GO): G protein-coupled receptor signaling pathway
Cellular component (GO): membrane
Molecular function (GO): G protein-coupled receptor activity
Source: RefSeq, a predicted model, not a curated record
CACGUUCAGUUUGUGAUGCUGCUCUGUAAGACUUUCAGCAUAAAUUUCCACAAAACACGAGAUUCUGCAUCAAGGGUUGAGAAAAAUUCGAGCAUAUCGACUGCCAUAUACACAGCGUGUCCAAGGACAUAUUGCCUGCCGUCAUGGACAACAAUGGCUCCGUAAUAGCGCUAACGGUACAAGAUAAUAAUGCAUCACACGUUGACAACGUCACCAACGAUAACUGUACGUCAAGCGUUAAUUACGCUGCCACCGCCUUUUAUAUGGACACCGUCGUUGUCGGCACACUAUGUGUAAUAGGUUACGUCGGGAACGUCCUGUCUUUCGUGGUGUUUUGGCCGGAACGCAAAAAAUGCACUUCGUUCUAUCUUCUCCUUGCUCUGGCCGUGGCAGACAUCCUUUACCUUACCCAUUGUCUUCUAUUCCAAUCCUUCCGCUCUAUCUACGACUACACAGGCCUGUUUAAGGAAUACAAGGACGCUUGGCCGUACAUGGAGCCGUGGGAGUACCCGUUUGGGAUGAUGGCGCAGACGUUGGGACUUUGGUUUGUGGUUCUGGUGGCAGUGGAUCGAUACAUAGGCGUCUGUUGGCCCUUUAAAGCCGUUUCGUGGUGCACGAAUACGCGGACGUGUGUAAUGAUCGUCGUCACAGCCAUUGGUGCAGUUUUGGUCAACCUGCCAUGGUUCUGGAGGCAGAGGACGGUUGAGCAGUUUGACCCAUGUACAAGGGAAAUGGAACCGGUUCUCGUCCAUUACGGUAUCGGAGAGACACAGCUGGGCCGCACUCUCCAUACUGGGACCCAGAUUGCCCUGGCCUUCCUGCUCCCUUUGGCAGCGCUGUUCUUCUUCAACCUGCGCCUUAUCGUGUCCCUGAGGCAGGGCUCAAAGCGAAGGGACCAGCUCCAGAAAGGAUUUGGGUCGGACGCCGCGGCUUCUGCCGAAGACACCCAAAUCACGAUCAUGCUAGUCGCGGUUCUGGUGGUGUAUAUCGUGUGCGAGCUGCCGGUUUUUACAAAUCACGUUUUGUACGCCACUGUCGGAUAUCUCGGCGUAAGUCACUCGCACUUUAACGUCGCGUGCAACAUGUUGGCCACUUUAAACUGUUCCUGUAAUUUCUUCAUUUACUGCGUGUUCAGGGCAAGCUUCCGGAGGCGGAUACAGCACAUGUGCUGUGCUUCUCAAUAUGGCGACUCUUGUCCAAGUUGUGAAACUGAACCGUCCAAUUUGUGA